AUGAACAACUUUGAUGAAGAUUCCAAUCCCAAUUCCGCAGGUCUAAUUAACAAAUUAGCUAGUGGAACUAAAAAUGUAGUAACAGGAACAGUCAAUUCUGUUGGAUACGGUAUAUGGUGGGCUGGCUCAGGUUUAGUUAAUGCUAGUGGCAACCUUCUUCAUCUGGGAAAAAGCGGCUUUAGCAAACCUCCUAAAGCUCAAGAAAAUAAUGAACUCAAAGGAUAAUAAUUGGUAAACAUCAAUAAAUGAUUAUUAUGAGAUUUAUACUAUAAAUUAUAUUCCUUCUCCAAUA
Molecule: messenger RNA, 292 nt
Organism: Paramecium tetraurelia
Lineage: Eukaryota; Ciliophora; Oligohymenophorea; Peniculida; Parameciidae
Exons: 2
Source: RefSeq, a predicted model, not a curated record